Messenger RNA from Moneuplotes crassus, 812 nucleotides. NCBI's taxonomy places the organism in Eukaryota, Ciliophora, Spirotrichea, Euplotida, Euplotidae. The record is from the annotation of a GenBank genome assembly.
UAAGACUCUGAUGACGUAGUUUCUAUAUAAAUUAUUUAAUUACAAAACAAUAUGAAACUAAUUGUCAACUCUGCGAACAACACUGAUGACUCUGACAAUGACAAAAAGUCUUGUAAGAGCGGAAGGAGCAACACAUUUACCGAUGAAGAAGCUAGGAAAAAUCAUCGCCUGAAUCAGAACAGGAUUAGUGCAAUGAAGUGCAGACAGAAGAAGAAACAACAGUUUAAAGAACUCAUGGAAAAGAAGGAAACACUUGAGAAAGAUAACCUCGAGAUGACUGAAAAGUACGAUAAUCUCCAAAAACAACUGAAGGAGACUAAGGAAGAGAAUGAGGAUCUUAAGAAAAGACUGGAUUUCAUGGAGAAGCAACAGAAGAUCCUUUUUGGAAUUGUGAGACAGUCUAGAACUAGUAUUCCACCCCAAAGUUUCCACUCUACUGUAGCUCCGAUCCAAACAGUUAAAACUGAAGCUUCUCUACCAUUUUUGCAGUCAAAUGUGAGUCCUAUGGUAAAUAAUCAGAUGGAAAUUUUUAUCAAAAAUGAAUCAGAACAAAAAGUUGGAGUUGUGAGUAACUCUGCUUUUAAACCUUCAAAAUGUUCAUCACCUUCAGUUCAGAUGAACAAGAGUCUUGCUACACCAACUCCUCAGCUUGCUCAAUUGAGCUCGAUAGGACUUGGAGUGGACCAUAAAAUCGAGAGUGGCAUGUCUCAGACUAAGCUAUUGUCUGACAUUUGUGCUACUCUGAUGGGCAAGCAAAUGUAACCUGCUUGUCAAAAUGUUAUUAUUGUUAAUAGACUUCAACCGAUCUCGUU